Messenger RNA from Anopheles coustani, 2515 nucleotides. RefSeq names its product E3 SUMO-protein ligase PIAS1 (gene Su(var)2-10). Gene Ontology annotation, biological process: regulation of transcription by RNA polymerase II; protein sumoylation. Bases 227 to 2176 code for a protein of 649 amino acids. NCBI's taxonomy places the organism in Eukaryota, Metazoa, Arthropoda, Insecta, Diptera, Culicidae. The transcript has 12 exons. The record is from RefSeq and is a predicted model, not a curated record. Gene Ontology annotation, molecular function: zinc ion binding; SUMO ligase activity; transcription coregulator activity.
GUCGCGUUUUACCUGGCUACGAUAGAAGCAGUGCUAGUUUACACGUUUAAAUACCCCUUUUCAUGAAUAAGCUUUAACGUUAUUUGCCCUCGAUUGUUUUGAACGAGUCAUCUAUGUAGGGGCAGAGAAAAACAUACAAUUCUACAGAGAAAACAUUCAGUAAAUCUUAUGAAAAUCAACCACCUACUUCAGCCGAACUUUUUCGGUCCCGAAGCGUCCGUGGAAGAUGAGAAAAACGCGGCAAGCCGCUGAAUUUUCUGAACUGAGGGAUUUGGUGCAUCAACUCAGAGUGUCAGAUCUACAACAGUUGCUUGCGGAGAAUAACAUCAGCCGUAGUGGUCGCAAAUCCGAGUUGAUAGAGCGGGUUCUUAUAUUGCUGCGACAAAAUAUUUCCGUACUGAGGCAUAAAGUGCGUGAGUUGCAUCGUAAAGCUCAACAGGAGGCGCAAGAGGUGGCGGCCGCGAACAGCAUCUCGGCAGGGUCGGAUCAGCUCGCAGCCAACGUAUUGCAGUCGGUGCAAAACAAUCCACGAGCAGUGCAAACGCUGUUAGCCUCUGGUGGGCCCCAUCUCAACGCCACCACUAACGGUGCUCUCGUCAACAACAAUAUUCACGGUGUAAGCAACUCCCGUACGGUUCCAGGGAUGUACCAGCAGCAGUACAAUAACGCCGUAACAAACGACAACCGCGUCAGUACGGUACAUGGCAAUGGAAUGGAAAUUCCUCCUUACAAUUUCCCAGUACACAACGAUGUGAAGCUUAAAAAGCUUGCCUUUUUCGAUGUCCUGGCCACGCUGCUGAAACCAUCCACGCUAAUGCCCAGCAAUAACACGCAGCGUAACCAAGAAGGAUCGUUUUACUUCCAUCUAACGCCGCAGCAAGCGGAGGACAUCGCACUUCACCGGGACUACCGUAAUCUGUCUAAAGUUGAGCACGUCAUACAAGUACAGUUGCGGUUUUGUCUACUUGAGACAUCGUGCGAGCAAGAGGACUACUUCCCGCCGAAUAUUGUAGUGAAAGUGAACAAUAAGCUCUGCACCCUGCCGAACCCCAUUCCUACCAACAAACCUGGCGUCGACCCAAAAAGACCACCGAGGCCAGUAAACAUAACACCACACGUGAAGAUAUCGCCGCUGUUGGCAAAUCACAUCUCCGUCUCUUGGAACACGGAGUACAAUCGGUGUUACGCGGCCGCCUGUUAUUUGGUGCGCAAAUUAUGCUCCGUUACGCUGCUGCAGCGCAUGAAGCAAAAAGGUGUCAAGGCAGCGGACUAUACGCGUGCGCUGAUCAAAGAAAAACUCAACGAGGACGCAGACUCGGAAAUAGCUACUACGAUGCUAAAAGUGUCAUUGAUUUGUCCUCUCGGAAAAAUGCGCAUGACUACUCCAUGCCGAGCUUCCACCUGCUCUCAUCUUCAGUGCUUCGAUGCUUCAUUGUAUCUACAGAUGAAUGAAAGGAAACCUACCUGGAAUUGUCCGGUGUGUGACAAACCGGCGGUAUAUGACAAUUUAGUGAUCGAUGGUUACUUUCAAGAGGUACUAGCAUCGACCAAACUUUCACCAGAGGACACGGAAAUACAGUUGCACAAGGAUGGAUCGUGGAGUACGCACAUCAAGCAAAGCGAAUCGCUCGAUGACUCGGUUGGUAAAGUGGUGCAGAAAGUGGAAGUCAUAUCGGACGAUAUUGAAGUAAUAACUACGGAUCCUCCGAAACAUAGCAUUGUGGCACAGGCAUCCGUCAUCUCGACCAACGAACCCAGCUCGACGUCGGGUGAAACGGUCGAUCUUACAAUCAGUGAUUCCGAUGACGAUGCUCCGAAAAAAAAACCGGCAAACAAUCGCUCGAACAGUAGCUCUAAUAAUCCAACAUCCUCCUCAUCUUCUGCCGCUCAUGCUGGAACUUCCUCUGCUGGUAAUGGUUCAGUUACUCGCUCAAAACUAAACGUUUCAGAGGAUCCUUCAUCAUCAGUAAUAUCGCUUGAUUCACCUUCCCCACCUUCGACACCGAAUCCGUCACAAAAUGGCAGCAAUAACGACGUUUCCUCGACCACCACACCGUCGUUGGCAUACCAUGCCCUGACUCAGCAGCAGCAGUCUGCUCUUGCUUCGGAUCAGCUGAAUUUCCAGUACAAUCCUCUUGCCCUGCAAAGUUUGUAUGAUUAUAUCUCAAGGACAUGAGGAACCCUCCGGCCGCAUAUUUCAGUGUACAAAUCCGUAAAGCUCAGCCAGUUCUUCUUCCGUCCUUUUCGGUCUGGCGAUUUCGAACGCUGUUAUGAUUUGAAGAAGAGAUUCAGAGAUCUACUCUCGACUCACGCUGACAUUCGGAGCUGAGUAUUUCGGAGAAAUUUAAAAUUAUUAUAUAUCUACCGUAUAACACAUCUUCGAGUGCUCUCUUUUUUACCAAGCGGAAAAAGCUGUUUCCAUAUCCGGAAUCCCGUAUGUUAAUUUCACGUUUGGCAGGAGGUAUUUUUUCACAUUUAGUUAUUGUAAAGAUUAAUAAAAAAUUUUAAACAUGUA